ACGACGCCGUACACACACGGUUAAUCCCACUACUAAUCCUUCGUUUCACUCUUCUUCUCUUCAUCUUCUUCUUCCUCUCGCAACUCCAAACACAUCCGGAAAAGGAAAAAACCACGAGAUUUUACAAUGCCCUACUACUCCAGAGAUGAUGAAGCUGUCGACGACUUCGAUGAGUACGAUCCCACGCCUUACGGCGGCGGUUUCGACCUCUUUCUGACAUAUGGCCGUCCACUUUCACCCUCCGAAGAAACCUGCUACCCUCACUCCGCCGGCAACGACGACGACAUCGAUUACGAACGUCCCCAGUUUGAAUCCUACGCUGAGCCCUCCGCUUACGGCGACGAUGCCCUCCAGGCUGAGUACAGCAGCUACUCCCGUCCAAAGCCCCAUUCCUAUGGAGCUCCCUCUGGGGAACAAGGAUAUGGAUCUUCCAGGCCACAGCCGGCUUAUGGCUUCCAGCCCAGUGGAUCGGAGUAUGGGUCUGAAGGAUAUCGCCGUAAACCGGAGUAUGGAGAACAGGAGUACGGAUCUGGUGGGUAUGGGAGGAAACAGGAAUCGGAGUCUUACGGAUCUGGAGAGUAUGGAUCUGGUGGGUAUAGGAGGAAACAGGAGUCAGAGUCUUACGGAUCGCAAGAGUAUGGAUCUGGUGGAUAUGGGGGGAGACAGGAAUCAGAUUCUUAUGGAUCUGGUGGGUAUGGUGGGAGAAAGGAAUCAGACUCUUAUGGAUCUGGUGGGUAUGGGAGGAGACAAGAAGAGGGAGAAUCGGAGGGAUACCGGCGGCAAUCUGAAUCUGAAGAGUAUGGAUCAGGGCGGAAACAGAAGUAUGGGGAAGAAGGGUAUGAAGGUUCUGGGUAUAAAAGGGAGGAAUAUGAUAGGCCGAGUUAUGGGGAUGAGCCGAGGAGGCCGAGCUAUGGGCGGUCGGAGGAAGAGGAUUACCGGAAGCCAAGCUACGAGAGGCGGGAUGAGGAUGAAGAACGCCGAUAUGGGUAUGGGGAAGAAGGAUAUGGGCGGAAGAAAUACGGUGGGGAGGAUUCCGGUUCCGACGAGGAGAAGCACAGCCGCCGCCACCACCACCGCCGGAACUAUGACGACGAGUGAGUGACUGUGAGUUAGUGAUCGGCGUUCUGAAAUGGGUACUAAAUAAGAUUGGGACGCCCAUUGGUUGGUUGUUUCUGAUACAUUUGUCCAACUGUGUGUUGUGUUGAUGCUUUCGUUUUACUGUUUUGAAUGUUUUUGUGUGGUUUUUGUUGUUUUGUGAUUUUGUAACAUAACAACAACAACAAUCUACUUCUAAAUACUUCAAUCAAAGUUCAUUGUGAUGUUUGAUUGCAUCCUUUAGUUUCAA
Cucumis sativus (cucumber) is the source of this 1345-nucleotide messenger RNA. RefSeq lists its product as uncharacterized. The transcript has 2 exons. The record is from RefSeq and is a predicted model, not a curated record. The coding region runs from base 127 to 1098 and encodes 323 amino acids. Gene Ontology annotation, molecular function: phosphatidic acid binding. NCBI's taxonomy places the organism in Eukaryota, Viridiplantae, Streptophyta, Magnoliopsida, Cucurbitales, Cucurbitaceae.